AUGGCGGUCCGUCUGAUCCAGCGCGUGUCCCGUCUGCUGGCAGCGCCAGUCUCCUUCCAUCCCCCGCCCGCCUCCGCCCCCUCAGAAUGUAUGAGAUUGUGUCAGUAUGCCCCGUGCUUCCCCUGCCAGGCGGCCCUGCACACCUCCUCCCUGCGAUUCCUGGUGGGGGACCUCCUAGAGCCUUCCCGAGACCUCCAGGAGCCUCUCCGAGACCUUCCAGAGACCUCCUGGAGCCCCCCAGAGCCCUCCCAGAGCCCCCUCACUUCUCAGAAGGAGUUCUUGUUCAUGUUGCAGACUUUGUCGGGGGUGGAGGAACUGCUGGAGAUUUCCAGAAAGCCAAAUCUGUCCGCCAACAGGAAGGUGAUGAUCAUCCAGGAGAUCGCACAGAGGCAAGACGGGGAUAAUGGGCGGGUCUUGGAGGAGCCCAGAUUCCAGGAUCUUCUGUACAAUGUAACUAGUCAGAUCCAAGAUCUCCAGAGCGGCAGCGUGAUUAGAUUGUUGAAGAGCUUGUAUGGACUCGGAUUGGACAGAAAUGACGAUUGCUUCCAGUCAGCGAUGGUUGAAGCGCAAUGGCGUCUCCAUUUAUUUAGUAUUGGAGGUCUGGCCCAGCUGUCGAGCUACAUUCCGCACUCUGAUCGGACCAAGGAAGAAAACAGACUGCUCGAUGAGCUGGUUAAACAAGUGGAGCUUCGAUGGUCAGAGAUAAAGGAACCGCGGACAGUGGUGACACUGAUAUCAAGCCUGGGCUCCGAGUCGAACUCCUUCAAGGAGAAACUGGAAGAUAAGGUCCUAGAACUUGCUGCAGGUUUGACACCUGAGCAGUCUCGGAAAGUCAUCACUGCCUUGGCAGCUUGGAAUCGGCGAACUUUACCUGUCCUGUGGGCGCUGUCCUUCCACCUCACACAGUACAGCGGUGAACUCUCCCCACCGGUCAUAUUAGAUUUGGCAUUUGCUUUCGCCAAGCUGAAUUACUUCCACAUGGAAGUCUUACAGAAGAUGGCCACCGACCUCAUGCCCAGAUUGACAACAAUGAAGCAGUCGAAUAUCGCCCUAAUGAUGCGCUCCUUUACCCACCUCAGAUAUUCCAACCAGCCUUUCUGUGAAGCCGUUGCUCAGGUAUGCCUGCAGCGCAGCGAGUUCUUCCACAUCAACCAGCUCUUCUCUGUACUUCUGAGUUUUGCAUUUCUCAACUUCCAGCCCCGUCAGAGCGAAGAGUUCUUCAAUAUGAUUCACCAACGUUUCGGCUCCGAAUUCGACUCGCUGAGCUGGAAGGUGCAGUUGGACACGGUGUGGUCGCUGUGUAUGCUGGGUCAUGUGACCACGACGUAUUUCCAGAAGAUUCUGAAUCCUGAGUUCUACAGCCAAGUCCUGGGGGAACAGUCAGAGAAAUCCGUCAGCCGUUGCCGAAAGUUACUGCAGAUAAAUGCCUCAGCGCAGCUGGAGAGCCCCGAUUAUCCGGGGCCCCUGCUUCCCAUUGAUGUACUGCAAACCCUACAGAGCCGGGUGGAUGUCAAGACAGGCAGCACCCUGCAGUGCGCAGUCAGCAAUGCGCUGAAAAAAGUCUUCCCCGACCCCGGGACCUGCAACUUCAACGUACGCACCAUCUAUGGCUGGAAUUUAGAUGGCGAAGUUGUCCUAGAUUCUGAUCUUGAAGCUCUAGCCCUGCAGGAUUUCGAGGCCCCCCACAAUCCGCAGUCUGGGGGGACCCAACCGCUGCCUGAGGGGGCGAGGAGGUUCGCCAUUGUGGUUCAGGAAUUCGCACACUUCGCGUUCCACGAAAAGGAAGUGCUGGGACGCGGCGUGAUGACCCGGCGCCAUCUGCGGGCAGCUGGAUUCCUGGUGGUGGAGGUGCCUUAUUACGACUGGAAGGGAUUACGUUCGGAACAGGAGAAGGAAAGUUUCCUGAAGGAUCGGAUUAGGAAUGUGAUGGCGGAGGACAUGGUGCAGUGA
This is a messenger RNA of Staurois parvus, 1950 nucleotides long. NCBI's taxonomy places the organism in Eukaryota, Metazoa, Chordata, Amphibia, Anura, Ranidae. The record is from the annotation of a GenBank genome assembly.